Periophthalmus magnuspinnatus is the source of this 399-nucleotide messenger RNA. RefSeq names its product pro-melanin-concentrating hormone, like (gene pmchl). Gene Ontology annotation, biological process: chemical synaptic transmission; behavior. The transcript is spliced from 2 exons. Gene Ontology annotation, molecular function: melanin-concentrating hormone activity; type 1 melanin-concentrating hormone receptor binding. The record is from RefSeq and is a predicted model, not a curated record. Lineage: Eukaryota; Metazoa; Chordata; Actinopteri; Gobiiformes; Gobiidae. The coding region runs from base 28 to 399 and encodes 123 amino acids.
CCUGAAGAACGCCAUAGAACGGUCGAGAUGAAGACAUGGUGGUCGUCCAGCGUCCUGGUAGCAGCUCUCAUCCUCGAGUGCUGCGCCGUGUCUGCCGCUGCGCCCAUGAGCAAAGCAGAGGAAGGAUCCCUGGAGCAGGACACACUGGCCUCUCUGCUGAGCGAUGACAUGAAUGAAACCAACCUGAGCGAAGUGGAGGUGAGCUCUAAGCUGCGCCCCAAAGUGAUCGUGGUGGGGGACCCCAGUCUGUGGCAGAGUCUGCGGUCCCUCCACAGCGGGACAGGCCUGUUCAAGAGGAGGACGGAGGAGGAGCACCAGGACCUGAACAUCCCCAUCCUCAGACGGGACACGAUGAGGUGCAUGGUGGGACGCGUGUAUCGGCCCUGCUGGGAGGUCUGA